This is a messenger RNA of Stylophora pistillata, 934 nucleotides long. RefSeq lists its product as uncharacterized. Lineage: Eukaryota; Metazoa; Cnidaria; Anthozoa; Scleractinia; Pocilloporidae. The record is from RefSeq and is a predicted model, not a curated record.
UUAUGAGUUGUCAUCGACAAUGAUUAAGCUACAUGCACCGAUUCAAAACGUUCUUGUAUAUGGAACCGACGGCGAGAAGGCCCUUGCAGAAGGAUUUGGACGGCCGCUCCCUUAUGCGUUGCACCUCAUGUGCGACAUCCACAUGAAGGACAACAUUUGCUCAAAAUUGGCCGAGCUGGGAAUACCAGCUGUCGUCGCUGAAGAGUUUCGAAUGGAUAUUUUUGGAAAAAAUAUCGGGACCAAUAGACAGCCCGGAUUAAUUGAUUGUUUUACACCUGGCGAGUUCGAUGAGAAAAUGCAGUCGUUAAAGGAGUCCUGGGAGAGACGCCAUGCCCAAGGCAAACGUUUCUUGGAUUAUUUCUUGAAGUAUAAGGCAGACCCGAUUAAACAAACGAUGACGGCAGAAGUUCGUUCCAUGGCGGGCCUUGGCUUCCCACCAGGCGUCUAUGAUCAAAAUGGUAACGAGUGCAUGAACUCGGUUCUUCAAAGAGAAAAGGCAAGAAGUGGUAAGAAGCGAUUGUCACUACCUGCUUGCGUCCGACUUAUACGACAAACCGUAAAGCGACAGCAAACGGAGGAGGAACUGGCUUUGAUAGGUACAGGAGAGUUGAAAGUUGAUGCCAUGUAUGACGAUAUGAAAGUCCCAGAGAGAGUGUUCUAUCGGAAAUCUGUCAAACAGAAACAGGCGGUUCUAAAGAAAUUUAACAAUCAUGAAGUAAGACCUACUGAUGACGUGUUGCCAGGCACUGAGGAGGAUGAGUGCAUUCGUAACAAUUUGUUGUCUAUUUCUGUGGAACAGUCUGGGAUUAUUCGUGUCCCAUUCGAUGUCUUGAAAGUAAUGUUCCAAAAGGCUGGCGUACAUCAAUCGCGCGGCAAAGAGGCCAUUGUGACAGCACCUGGAGCUAAUGCCUUUACUGAACACUAUGUUAAAUAG